AUGUUUGCAUUGUAUAGUCCGCAGCACGCUAUUGAUAUUCUCCCUUUCGUCGACUUUCGUUCACGAUUCAUUUUUGGUAGAUUGAAGAAGAAAGUUAGAAACCUCUGCGCCAAGAUCUUGGCGAUCCCGAAGGAUUCUUGGAUCUACAGGAAGAUCGUCGAUGUCCGCACAGACGGCACCUUGGAGAAUUACGUCGCGAAAAGUUUCGCCGGCUUUAUCGGAGGAAUAUUCCUCACCUACAUCUUCUUCGGCUUCUUCGUCAUCCAGCUCGGAUUCAAGCUCUCCUCCGCCACGUACCUUUGCUCCGCGAUAGGGGUGAUUCUCACCCUCGGCUUGGCGUUCUCCCCUAGAGUUCGCUGUAUAGUGUUCCUGUUAUUACCCCAAUUUUUCUCGAAGCGGGGGCGGCAGGUGUUGGUCGCGUACGCUUUUAUUCUAGCGUUAACCGGGCCGGUGAAGAACACUCUGCACAACACCGCCGUUCUUACGGAGUCACUGGCCUGCGUGCAAGAGCAGCUGAAGGAGGCGGUGAAAACCGUGAUAGAUCUGGCGAAGCAGCCGUUCUACGCACUGAGGGACGCGAUAACGAAAGUCAUCAAGUCGGUGAAAGCUGUCGUCAAGAGGAUCAAGCAGACCCUUCUCGCGAUCAAGAGGAUCGUUCUCAGUAUACUGAGGGUGAUUACGUCGGUGUUCCAAUGGCUCGGUAGCGUGAUCAACAUGUGCAACAAGAAACUGGGCACCCCGUUCGACAGGUGUCAAAAAGUGUUCGACGGUGCAGUGGCCGACUGCAAGGCGAAGCUUGGACCAUUCUUCGGGGUGGUCUGCAACAUUACCUACGUGGUCAGCACACUUUGUUACGUAGUGAAGCCGCUAGACUUCAUCUGCAUGCUGGUGUCCUAUGUGGCUGACACCGUGGUCGGUGCAGUGAAACGAAAGGUUAAAAGGUUCACAAUGCACAUGAAGGCGAUGUUUUAUGUUAAGGUGAAGUUCUCUCACUCGUUUCAUUUCGAGACGAACCAGAGCAAGUCGUUAGGGGAUGUUUCAACCGGCAUUGCGACCGAGAUACGAUCGAGGACCGACACGUUGUUCACUGUCUUCGACUCGAUCAGCUUCGUCACGUCCCUCUUCGUCUUCAUCAUCGUCCUCAAAGUAUUGCGCUACAGAUUCAAAUGGAUGACCAGCGAGCGCUUCGACAACAAGUACAUAACGAAGGAUCUACGCACCAUCGAUCUAAUCAGGGCUCGGCAGGACAAAGAAACCGUCCUGCCACUGAAUCCUCGCGAGAGCCACAAAUACGUGAGCCUGUCCUCCGUCAUGCUGGUGAAAUCCGAGAGGCUUAAGCUAGUCAGGUCCGCCGUGUUUUUGGGCCUGGCUACCAUCAAGUUGAUCGCCUUCUUGGUCAUAGACUACAGUCUCUACUGGGUGUUGAACACUAUACAGAUUCACGGUAGAUUCCAGAGCAAGGUGGAGAAGCCGACAGUGGUGAGCAUUCAUGUCGCCGGCGAAGGCUACAUGUCCGAUCUAUACAGGAGCAUAAUUAGAUCGUUCUCACCCCGCGGGAAGGAGUCGGAGAUCAACACGAUGCUGUGUCUACCUCAACCAGUGCCGCCUAAUCUGGACAGGUACACUCAGAUCGUUGGUUUGCUGAUCCUCUGCUGGUUCAUAGCGUUCUUCGAACCGUAUGGCCUGCGUCUUAGGCACGUGGUCCUCUGUCAGUACUAUCCCGACAGGGCCAAGCAGAGGGCCACUUGGCUGUACAAUCACAUCAUCAGGUCAAGGGGUAACUUCCUGAAAUUCGCCAGACGGCAGCUGCGCCGGAAGUUCGGCAUGGCCGGAGACGACAAGAUCGAGAAGGUCACUCUCCAGGACAGACUUUGGGCGGUGUGUCCUUUCUUGAACAUUCUGUUCCCGAGAAAGCAGAAGAUGUGCUUGUUGUGCAGCGCCGUGGAACGAUCCGACAUCGAUCCGCACAUAAAGUGUCCGACCCCGGGCUGCGUCGGCUUGUUCUGUCCACCGUGUUUCGCGGAUUUGCAAAAUAUUUGCACCAUCUGCCGGUCGCCGGUCGACUACGGCGACCUGUCGGACCUCAGCGAGGAGUUAGAUUCUUCCGAAGAUGAGUAUCCGAGGGUCAAGCUGAAGCCUGAAGAGCUACCUGGAGAAGUGACGGAGGAAGAUGAGAAAGCGAAAUUGAGGGAGCGGGAAGAAGAAGUUGGAGAGGAGGAUGAAGUCGAAGAACGUGAAGAAGCCGAGGAAGAAGAAGAAGAAGCUGAAGCAGAUGAGAUCGAAGGAGAAGUAGAAACUGCAGAGGAAGAGGAAAUUGACGAAACAACUGAAGAGGAAGCAGAGAGCGAAAUAGAGAAAAGGGAGAGAUUGGAGAAGCUGAGAAAGAAGGUGGAGGAAGACGAAGAAGAUAGAAUAGAGAAGGACAUGGCUCAACAGACGGAAGAAAGAUUCGAAGAAGACACCGACUCCGUUUACAGUUACACUUAUGAAGACGAGGAUCCGAGAGUAACGAAGGACGUGAAACGUAGAGAACCGUUCAAGGACGUGGAAGCUCAAAGAAUUAGGGACGAUGUAACGAUCCAGAUAUUCAACGAGCCCUUGGCGAGAGAGUCGUGCUCCUGCGAGGAAUCGCCGACAUCCUGCUUCGUGGUGAGAGCUCGUAGGAAGGUCCACUCUAAAUUGAAAAAGAGGCCGGUUCCCCGCGGGAGGGAUUCCGAUUCAUCACAUUCGAUCGCCGGCACGGAGUCCUGGUCGACGGAGGAGGUCGACGAAGAGGAAGUAAUACACGUCGAGGUGGACGACGAAUGCGAAGAGCUGCUGGGGAAGGAUCGAAGGGAUCAAGAAAAACGGGGUCGUAUAAAUAAAAUCGUCGGCGCGGUCGCGAGGAUUCCUUGGCUGGGCAGAGGCGAGGAUGACGAGGGGAAAGUUCGGGGACUGCAGACGAGGCGACCCUCGCUUAUGAGCAGAAUCGUCAGCAUGCUUCAAGGGAAGUCGAAGCUGCCGAUGCAGACGUACAAAAGGUCCAAGAAGAUCAAGGAUUCUUCGUCAUCUUCGUCGUCCUCGUGCUACGACGAGAGUGAGGCUCUGCUGCGGGACGAAGACAGGACCGACACCGGCCGCUUGACACGAAGAAGAGUCGGAAGACGGGUUGAGACUGACGACACGGAGAACUUUGAUUUCAGGCACCCCCGCGAGAUGAAGUUCGCCACGAAACAAGUGCCGAAGUACCUGGAGUCAACUGUAAAGUGUACGUCCUAUUACGAAGUGGAUGAGACGGAGGAUUCGCAGCAAUUGGAGGACGUCGAGCAGUCGUCGGACGUGAUAAGUAGCAAGAAGAAAAGCAGGCGAGAUACGACGGAGGACGAAUUUGUGCCUCCUUGUUCCUGCACGUCAGACAUCACUCAGGAUGCUACGGCGGAUAGAGACGUUUAUUCUCAGGGAAUGAGUACUAUAACCGAGCGAACGGAUUCCUCGAAGACUCAGAAUGUUGACUCAGAAACUGAGAAAGUGUCGUCCACUGCUAGAAGUGAUGCCGAGCAUACAGAUGAGACGGAGUCGUCGUCAGUGAUUGUGGAGGGACGAGGAGCAAAGGACAUAUUCGACGACUCUUCAGAGUUAGAGGACGUCGAAGAGUCGAGAGAAACAGGGGCGAGUGAGAGCAGUCAGGAAGAAGGAACGAUUGAGGAUAUAACUACGAAAAGACGUGGAAAACCAACGAUUCGAGAGGAAAUUAAAAGAACUUCGGUGUCUAGGAAGAACGAUGAAGCUGAUCACGAAUUAAAAAAGAGAUCUAAGGUAAGAAGGCAAUCGGGUGGUGCCGAUGAAGGUGUUGAAGAGGCAGAUAAGGAGAAGAAGGAGAAGAAGAGUUUCAAAAAGAAAAUGAAAACGAUUGGAAAGUUGAAAAACUUCUAUUCGAAAAGAAUAGCUGGAAGAUCGGAUAAAAAGGAGACGCCUGAAGAACAGGAUCCGAACGAAGUGAAAAAUGUUGAGAAGAAGACGAAGGUGGUAGGUAAAUUAAAAGGAUUGUAUUUGAAACAGAAAGAUAGAAGAGCUAGAAAGAAGAAAGAAAAGGAAGAAAAAUCUGAAGAGUUGGAAGAACCUUUAAGCAAAAGCGACGAUAAGAAACUGAAGGUGAUUGGUAAGCUUGGGGGAUUGUAUUCGAAGGUAAAAUCUGCACUGUCUGAUAAAGAAGAAGAGGAUCACGGGGCACAGGAUUCGGAAGCAAUAUCAACAGACGAAGCUGAAAAAUCUGAUGAUACUGAUGCCAAGCCUGAAGAACCAAAACCAAGAAGAAAAUCUAAGGAUGAAAAGUCUGAAGAACCAGAACUCACAGAAAGGACUAAGGAUACAAAAUCUGAAGAACCAGAAUCAAGAAGAAAAUCUAAGGACAAAAAAUCUGAAGAACCAGAACCAAGAAGAAAAUCUAAGGACAAAAAAUCUGAAGAACUGGAACCAAGAAGGAAAUCUAAGGAUGAAAAGCCUGAAGAGCAAGAACGAACAGAAGAAUCUAAGGAUAAAAGGUCCGAAGAACCAGAACCCGAAGAAGAAUCUAAGGAUAAAAAGUCUGAGGAACCAGAACCAAAAAAAAGAUUAAAGAGUAAAAAAUCUAAAGAGCCAGAACCAAAAGAAGUACCCGUCGUGGAUGUAGACGAAGGAAGAGAAAAGCCCGAAGAAACUGAUACAGUUGAAGAGCCUGCAGAAGAUGAGGAUAAGAGAAGAAAAGUGUCUAUCGAUUCCAAGGUCGAAUCAUCGAAGAUUGACAAAGCGACGGAUUUACCUGAUAGAAGCAGGCACACUCAAACUAAAAUCCAUAAACGUGAUAGCAAGAAGAUUUCUGAGAAAGAGAUUGAAGUUCCUAAGGAUUCUGGCAAAGAGAAGGAAACGAGAAGGAAGCGUUACAGAAAGAAGAAGGAGUCUAGGAAAAGUUACAAAGAAGAUAAGUUUUCAAAGGACAGAAAACGACGUCGCUUGAAGAGAGAAGAAGAGGAACAUUACCCAGUGAAAGACAAGGAUAAGGAUAGAAAGCGAAAAGCGAGAACACCAUACGAAGAAGAACAGCCUAGGAGACACAAGCGGAAGUGUUCGAAGAGCAGAAGAAGCAGAGACGUCUCAGAGGAAGACGAAACAAGAAGAUACGAAGACGAGUCAGAGAUGUAUCACAGACACUCUGCAGAACAUUCCGAGUGUUUCUGUGGGCAGUGCCACUACCAUGGACACGUUUGCCAGUCUCCAAUUCCUUGCGAUAGGAUUUAUCACCAUCAUCCAGGACAUUCCAGAGAUCCUCCAGAAGCACCGCAACGGGGAUUCGAAAUGCCCGUGGUGAGGAAAUAUUUACCCAUGUUUCAGAGUCCCGAAUUGAUAGAGGAAUUGAAGGCCCACGAUCGAAUGAAAUUAAUUCAAGAAAGAGAGGCCGCGAGACGAAGUCCUCGAUCUUCUCCGGCAUCUGCGCGCCCCAAAAUGGCCGCCAGAGAACCACAACGCGCCACAAUGUGUCAUCUCCCAGGCACAAGCAAAUCGGUGUGCAAAGACGCCAAAUUCGCCUAUCAAGAGACGCAAGCCUACAGGAACGUGUUACGCGAGCUGGAGAAACGGACUAGGAACCGAAGACUCGAAGAGGAAAAGCCUCUGAUACAUUUGUCCAAGAAGGCUGACAGAACGAAACGAGUGAAACAAUUGUAUCCACCAAGGAACAGAUCUGCGAAGGCGAGGGACUUUGCCGAUCGAGUAAUUUCAUCGUUCAAGCCUUGCAAGAGACACAGAUACAACAAGAACACGCGAGAUCGAUCGAUAGAUCGAGUGGAUUAUUCCUUCGAUCCGGAACUGUUGAGCAACGUUUCUUGCUACUGCACAUCUGCUGGAGAACCGAGUGAUAGCGAGUCGACUGCUUAGGCGUCUCUAUUUAAAAGUUCUCUUAUAUAACAAUUAUGUAAAGUACUUGUACAGAUUUACAGUGUUCAUAUUAAAGCUUUGUACGAUCUUCGCAUAAAUAAAUGGAAAUCCUGGCGGUAACUCUUA
Megalopta genalis is the source of this 6015-nucleotide messenger RNA. RefSeq lists its product as uncharacterized. Gene Ontology annotation, cellular component: membrane. The record is from RefSeq and is a predicted model, not a curated record. NCBI's taxonomy places the organism in Eukaryota, Metazoa, Arthropoda, Insecta, Hymenoptera, Halictidae.